AUGAAGGAUCUUAUAGAGCCCGAAAAAAGAUGGCUCAUCAUGACAUAUGGCUAUUUUUUGUCAACCAUGCAGAAUGACUGUUUCAACUACGCUAGGGGAUGGGCUAUGGAUUUUGUGGGAAAAAUCGCACCUAGUUCCAGUAAUGAGUACACUUUCAUCAUAGUUGUCAUUGAUUAUUUCACCAAAUGGGUGGAGGCUAAGGAAUUAAAAUCCAUUUCUUCCGCUGCAGUGAUCACUUUCAUCAAGCAGCAGAUUGUUCACAGGUUCGGAAUUCCAAAAAAAAUCACAAAAAACAGAGGUACCUCCUUCAUUCCGAAGGAAAUCCAGAAUUUCACCGAAGAAUACAACAUCAAGUUCGUGCAAUCCAGCCCUUAUUUUCCACGAGCAAAUGGUGAAGUUGAAUCUACUAACAAGGUUUUGAUCAACAUCAUCAAGAGACGACAAUCCUAG
This is a messenger RNA of Prunus armeniaca (apricot), 450 nucleotides long. The record is from the annotation of a GenBank genome assembly. NCBI's taxonomy places the organism in Eukaryota, Viridiplantae, Streptophyta, Magnoliopsida, Rosales, Rosaceae.